GCUGCCCUCUUUUUUUUCCCCCUCUCUUUUUUCCGUCCUUCCUGGGGAGAUUGUGGGGGACAGGCGGCCGAGACAGAACGCAACAACGAGAGAACGGAAGAGAGCAAAGGAGCGAGAGACAGAGAGACAGAGAGAGAGAGCAAGAGAGAGAGAGAGAGAGAGAGAGAGAGAGAGAGAGAGAGAGAGAGAGAGAGAGAGAGAGAGAGAAAGAGAGAGAGCGAGAGGGAGUGCUUGUAACAUGCCCUGCUAUGCCGGGUGUUGACUGCUGCCUCCCCGACCGGCGUUCCCGGCUGUCAGGAAAAGGAAUGUUUUCCAGAGGAACGAUUCCCUGAGACGCUUUACCAUGAGGAUGUGGGACAGCGAUAUUCAAUCUGCCACGGAAGAAUACCUCAGAAAACACAGCAGCAGGGGCCGUCCAGCGCGUUCGACUUCCUAUCUCUCCUUCUCGACCGAAGCAGUUCAAGACGCUAGGAUGACCGUGCGUGCAAGCGCGCUGUACAUGUAAACAGUGGACAGACAGCUAUGGCAGUAGCGGCAGGAUGGUGUGAGAGGACCCAGCUGCUCUGAAGAGGAACCACAGCAUGGUUCCGCCAGGACCCAGUGUGUUGACCUGGGACACGUCGCUGGGUGUGGGGGGUUCACGAAGCGUGUAGCGAGAGCGCUUAGCGGCAGACAGGGAGCGAUAAAGAGAGGCGAGCGCUGAAGGCGAAAGGUGAGCAGGUUCUCCCUGCGCCAGGCGAUGAAACCUGGCCACUGUCCCCCUGCCAAGGAGAGGACCAUGAUGCACCUGAGAAACUACCCUAUCAGGAGGCAUUCCUGGAUCUGCUUCGAUGUGGACAACGGGACGUCGUCGGGUCGCAGCCCCCUGGACCCCAUGGCCAGCCCGGGUUCAGGCCUCAUCCUGCAGGCCAACUUUGUCCACAGCCAACGGAGGGAAUCCUUCCUCUACCGCUCGGACAGCGACUAUGACCUGUCGCCCAAGUCCAUGUCCCGCAACUCCUCCAUCGCCAGCGACAUUCAUGGUGACGAUAUGAUUGUAACACCAUUUGCACAGGUUCUGGCCAGUUUAAGAACUGUACGGAAUAAUUUUGCUGCAUUAACCAAUUUACAACAAGAAAGAGAAAGGGCAAACAAAAGAUCACCCAUGUGUAAUCCACCCCCUAUCACCAAGACCUCCUUUACAGAGGAGGCCUACCAGAAGCUAGCCACAGAGACUCUGGAAGAGCUGGACUGGUGCCUGGACCAGCUGGAGACCCUGCAGACCAGACACUCUGUCAGCGAGAUGGCCUCCAACAAGUUCAAGAGGAUGCUGAACAGGGAGCUGACGCACCUGUCGGAGAUGAGCCGGUCGGGGAACCAGGUGUCGGAGUUCAUCUCCAGCACCUUCCUGGACAAGCAGCACGAGGUGGAGAUGCCCUCCCCGCAGACACAGAAGGAGAAGGAUGAGAAGAAGAACAAGCCCAUGUGUCAGAUCAGCGGCGUGAAGAAGCUGCAGCACAGCUCCAGCCUCACCAACUCCAACAUCCCCCGCUUCGGAGUCAAGACAGAGACUGAGGAGGAGCUGGCCAAGGAACUGGAGGAUGUGAAUAAAUGGGGCCUUAAUGUUUUCAAAGUCACAGAGUUUUCUGGGAACCGGCCACUUACAGUCAUGAUGUAUUCCAUAUUCCAGGAGAGAGACUUGUUAAAAACGUUCAAAAUUCCACUCGACACCUUUAUAACCUACCUGAUGACCUUAGAAGACCAUUACCAUGGCGAUGUGGCCUAUCACAACAACAUCCAUGCUGCUGAUGUGACCCAGUCCACACAUGUGCUGCUAUCCACCCCUGCACUAGAGGCUGUCUUCACUGAUCUGGAGAUCCUGGCGGCCAUCUUUGCCAGUGCCAUCCACGACGUCGACCACCCAGGAGUCUCUAACCAAUUCCUCAUCAGUACCAACUCUGAGCUGGCCCUCAUGUACAAUGACUCGUCGGUUCUGGAGAACCACCACCUGGCUGUGGGCUUCAAGCUGCUGCAGGAAGAGAACUGUGACAUCUUCCAGAACCUGACCAAAAAACAACGACAAUCACUACGCAAGAUGGUCAUAGACAUUGUCCUAGCGACUGACAUGUCCAAGCACAUGAACCUGCUGGCUGAUCUGAAGACAAUGGUGGAGACCAAGAAGGUGACCAGCUCUGGGGUCUUGCUGCUGGACAACUACUCUGACAGGAUACAGGUUCUCCAGAACAUGGUGCACUGUGCGGACCUCAGCAACCCUACCAAGCCCCUGCAGCUGUACCGGCAGUGGACUGACCGCAUCAUGGACGAGUUCUUCAGCCAGGGGGACCGGGAGAGGGAGCGAGGCAUGGAGAUCAGCCCCAUGUGCGACAAACACAACGCCUCGGUCGAAAAGACCCAGGUGGGGUUCAUAGACUACAUUGUGCACCCCCUGUGGGAGACAUGGGCCGACCUGGUGCACCCGGAUGCCCAGGACAUCCUGGACACCCUGGAGGACAACAGGGAGUGGUACCAGAGCACCAUCCCCCAGAGCCCCUCUCCUGCCCUGGACGAGCCCGACGACGGCAGCCGCCCGCCCGGAGGGGACAAGUUCCAGUUUGAGCUCACCCUGGAAGAGGACGGAGAGUCCGACACAGAGAAGGACAGUGGGAGCCAGCCCGAGGAGGAGGAGGUGGAGGAGGAAGAGGAGGAGGAGGAGGAGGAGGAGGAGGAGGAGAACAGCUGUAGUGACUCUAAAACCCUCUGCACGCAGGACUCGGAAUCGACAGAGAUACCGCUGGAUGAGCAGUUGGGGGAGGGGGAGGAGGAGGAGGAGGAGGAGGAACAGAGAGAGGUCGAGGGAGAGCGCUCUUUCACGCCGGACUGUGUAGUCGAAGAAGAGGAAGGGGAUGAAGAGAAACAGGAAGAGGAGAAAGGGAGAAAAACUGCCGACACAUAGCAGUGUGUAUGGACAGCUAACAGACUCACUGCACCUCUUAGUAAUGAAAGAUAAAUUAUUUAAAGAGUAUUUUUGGGGUUUUGUGGAGUUUGUCUGUCUGUUUUUUAUACGUCCAUGUUUAUGGUUCCAAAGCGCACGCUGCUUGUCACCUUGGCCUCUCCCCUCUUCUUUAUGCCACUGGUCAGCUUUUCAGACACACACACCGGUACUUCUACAAGUUUUUGCACUCAGGAAAACUCUCUUUCCAUUCCAGUUUGUACUUAAGUGGUCGGUGUUUCGUUUAAACCUCAUCCCUGUGAGUUAAAGUUACAUUUAGGAGUUUGGAUCAGCUGUUUCUCCCCCCCCCCCUCCCCCCCCCACAUACACAUAACCUUUCUUACACUACACACACGCACACAACCCCCCUGCCCUCAUCCCCAGGCCAGGGCCAGAGUGCAGCGGUAGAAGUAUAGCAGUUCUCUGUAUUUAAGUGCCCAUUCUACAGAAGUGGCUAUGGUUGUGUUCAAGGAGAACCUCUACCCCGAGUUAUUCCUCCCCUGGGCGCCAGCGGAUGGACGGACGGAUGAGGACAGAUGAGGAUGGAUAGAGGACGUCCAGAAGGCUGGCCGCUGCAGCCAAUGGGGGACCGCGGCAUUGUGGGACUUUAUCCCUUUUUCUGAAGUUGAAGUCUUCCUCGUACACGUGACUGAAAAAGGCGGAAAUCUCACAGCUCCGACGCUGUCUUUGACCUCUUUGGUUUUUGUAUUGUAUGUAACUUGGAGAUCUUUUCUAGAUUUUAGAGGACUGAUUAUACUCUGUGCUGGUGAGGGGAGUCUAAUCAAACACUGGUUUUCAGUGUUUAAAAUGGUAACCUGCCAGUUGUAUUAGGAAAGGGAUACGGAGUAAGUAUUUGCACUUGCUCUUAUCUUUAUGAAACAGCAUUAAGAUAAAUAUUGCAGUGUCCCUGCCCACACUUUUAGUUGUGUAGCUUUCAGCUUUUGUUUUAUAGAAUGUUUUGUUGAGGGGGAAAAUGUGACAAGCCUUGGCACAGACUUUAAGUUCAGUGAAAUCUGUUUCAACUGAAGAAGCCUUUAAGUUUAAGUUACUUGCUCUUGUCAGCAGUUCAUGUCAUCAGACAAUGCAAUCCUCCUUAUGGAUAGAAGAAGCACCUUGAGUUAGAGAGUUGAACGUGAGUGUUCUAUACGUUUGUCAUUCAUUUUCUAGCCUAAUGUGGAAGUCUUUGGGGUCUGGAUGUUGGCAGUGGUGGGAUACAUACUAAACUGCAUAUUAGCUGCUGUCAACAGGCCCAUUUCUUGUUUUAGGGUAGCUAAAGGUUGAUUUUACAGUUUUAUGAUGUACCACGUGGAUUCAUGGUUGUUACUUCAAGAAUGCGAAGCAUUGUCAUUGCCACUAUGGUAACCUUUACUUUUUUUUUUACUAGAAUCAAUCAGACAAUCAUCAUGUGUUGGUGUCCUGAGGAGUAUUGGUUGACUGUAUGUAGAUACUCUAAUGCACUGAUGUAUUCAUAUCUCCCUACUUUUAUUCUUUGUUUUUUUGUUAGUUUUUUCUUUUGUAUUCAACUCGCCAAACCUGUCAUGUACAUUUAGGCUUAAACAAGGUUAAUUUACACCUCAGCCAAGUUACUAUUUUUUUCCAAGUUUCUUUUAUUGUCUUUUUCUAACAGCUGACACUACUAUUUAUUGAUUUUCUUUUGUGUAAUUGUUUUGUUUCAUUUAUGGCAUAUUUAAGCGGUACAGUACAGCUUUCACUGUAGCAUAGAUCUACCGCACCAUACAGGCUUGCCCCUCUAUUAAACCCAAAUAUGCUUUCUCUUUGAAUUUGUACAUACAGUAUAGACAAGGACAUGUACAAAUUUUGAAAAAACACUUGAAUCAAUAUUCAUGGCUUUUUAAAAUUGUGUUUAUUCUUAAAGAAAUGUGUCAUUUCGAAACUGUUUUAUCUAAUCCGGAUGAUUUUUUUAUAUGUCAGGAUUAAAUGAAAUUAAUUUUAUUUGUGCCAAGUUUGCUAUUCUUUUCAUCCUCACCCGAUGACCUUAGCUGUAAUACAGUUUUCUGGUUUUAUCGCUGUUUACAAACAUGUAUUUAUUGUGCUGUAUAUACUGUAUUAUUCUUAUUGAUAUCAUGAUGCUGUUUGUUGUAAAUGGUUGAUUCUUAUCAUCCCUUAUGGUGAUGGUGUGACUGAACUCCAUCUAGGUGAGAGAGUGUUUGUUACACAUGCUUCUUUAAUGUAAAAUGAUCCAUCGGUAUAUUGGCUUUCUGAGAUCUAGCUAGCUCAGAGGGGAGAGGGGAAAGCCAACACUGUUUUUGUUUUCUUUUUCUAGAGAGGGAGCUGUUCCUUGGCCCAUGGGCUGUGCCUUAAAUUUAACAUGCCAUUUAUCUUUCUUUCUUUUUCUUAGCUUUCUAGUCCUCCUCUUUUUGCUGCAUUGUUUGGAAUGGGUUGAUCUGAUUUGAACAUCGGAUUCUCCGUCUUCAGGGAUUUGAGUGAGAACGUUGCCUAAAUGUUUCACAGCCAAAUAAACCCAACAUAUUCAACAAAUAUCACCAAGGCAACGAUUCUUGUUCAAUUCUGUUGACAGAGAAUUCUAAGGUUAGGUUUCAGCCCAUUUGCCCUGGAGUGACUGAUAUGUGGCUUAUAGUAGAUAUAAAUAGGCCUGGUCUACAAACCUUAAUCCCUAUUCCCAAGACCUGAAAAGUAUAGGUGAAAGCAAUAUGGUGCUUGUUUCCCCCAAUCCCAGUCCUAAAGUUUGGAGGAGCUUGUCCGGUAUUGCUAGCCCCAUUUUUGAUUCUUUCAGAUCUACAACCACUAAGGGGGAUAGGAGGGGAUGGUUCUUGGAGAUGGGGCUUAUGGAGCACCAGGGCGUGGUGACACACCCGUGUGUCCAGUCACUGCUGCAUUUCUUUGGGCUGAGACACUGAGGGUGCUUCACCUGGCCUGGUCUCUGCCUCGCUCUCACCACAUGCAAUAUCUACAACCACUGACAUCUUUCUGCCAGAGACACGAAGCCUGGUAUUGAGAUAGAGAAUGCAGGAAGGGAUGUCAUCCUAAAAAAAAUGCGUCCCAAAAUUGAGAACUCUUAUUUUGACACGCAUACUGUAGAUUCUAAACAGCCCUGGACCAAUGGAAUUAGAGGGAUCUUUAACUUUUUGUGUUCUAUUUUUAUGGUAUGAAAGGAAUACACAAACUGUAACUUCAAAAAGAUCUCCAGGACAAUUAUUUUUGGGUUAUGUCUUUAGAAUGCCAACUUGUCUGGACGUUUCACGAGACAAUUAAAAGUUAUUUUAAUGGAUUCCUUGUUAUUUGCAGUCUAUUGGAUAGCACUGUAGACCAUAAAGACUUUCUGUAUAAAAAUGAAGAAAAAAAAAAAGUUUUUAUAUGCAACAAAUUAAAUAAAAGCAUGGGUUGAUUCUG
This is a messenger RNA of Osmerus eperlanus (European smelt), 6340 nucleotides long. RefSeq names its product phosphodiesterase 4D, cAMP-specific (gene pde4d). The transcript has 15 exons. Bases 740 to 2932 code for a protein of 730 amino acids. Gene Ontology annotation, biological process: signal transduction. Gene Ontology annotation, molecular function: 3',5'-cyclic-AMP phosphodiesterase activity. Gene Ontology annotation, cellular component: perinuclear region of cytoplasm; nucleus; cytosol. The record is from RefSeq and is a predicted model, not a curated record. Lineage: Eukaryota; Metazoa; Chordata; Actinopteri; Osmeriformes; Osmeridae.